Girardinichthys multiradiatus is the source of this 5930-nucleotide messenger RNA. It is a transcript of the gene mbtps1, whose product is annotated as membrane-bound transcription factor peptidase, site 1. The transcript is spliced from 22 exons. Gene Ontology annotation, biological process: proteolysis. Bases 468 to 3533 code for a protein of 1021 amino acids. The record is from RefSeq and is a predicted model, not a curated record. Gene Ontology annotation, molecular function: serine-type endopeptidase activity. NCBI's taxonomy places the organism in Eukaryota, Metazoa, Chordata, Actinopteri, Cyprinodontiformes, Goodeidae. Gene Ontology annotation, cellular component: Golgi apparatus.
GCCCCGUACAGACCAGGCACUCUGCGGCUGAACCGUCCAGCUUCUCUGCAGCUUUUGUUCGGCGGGCGUUGAACCAGGCAUCAACAACGCAUUACACGGACACUAAACGAAGUAACGCACAGAUAAAUGUAAGGCUCAUAUCGUUUGCGGAGUUUGGUAACAAACAAAAGAAAGAGUCACCAGCAUCGUUCCCUGUCAUUGGUACCGCUGUCCUCCCAUCCAUCAUCUCCUCUUCCUCUGGCUGCUCCUCUUCCCAACAUGGCAACAGUGUUUGUUCUCUGGCGGCGUCGCUGAGCCACCGCUCUGGACCGCCACCAUGGAGAGAAAACGGAGAAAGAAAUUAAUCUAGCUUCCCAGGCUUUUUGCAAUAUGGACUCAUCUUUGGAGCUGUGGACCUGAAAAUGUUCCGUCUCGACCUCUGAUUUGAUACUGAUGUAAUACUUGUGCUACUUUUUUAACGAGCCAAAAUGGUUCUGCUUUCGUUGCUGGCAUCCGUGUUUUUGGGGCUGCUGGCGGGCCUCUUGCCUGUGGUGGGGAUGGAGUCGGAACAAGAAGCAAACCCCAGAUCCAACUAUCAGCUCCCCAACUUGGAGCAACUCCCCUCGCCAGCUGGUUCCAACUGCUCCCAGUUGACCCUGAAACUGGAGUUUUCUUCCGAGGUGGUAGAAAAUGAGUACAUUGUAGCCUUUACGGGGUAUUUUUCAGCCAGAGCCCGCAGCCUGUACAUCAGCAGCGCCUUGCGGGGAGCUGGAGACAAAAAACUGGAGUGGCACAUUGUUCCCAGAGAGAACCCGGCGUCAGACUUCCCCAGCGACUUCGAGCUGGUCCACAUCCGACAAGCUUCAUCCAGCAGCCUGCUGACUUUAGAGGACCACCCUUACAUCAAGAGGGUGACGCCGCAACGCAAGGUUUUACGAUCCCUCAAAUACAUUCCCUCACCUGAACCCGCUGCACCCUGCAAUGGCACACCUGACUCCCAAAAAUGGCAGUCGUGGCAGUCGUCUCGGCCCUUCAGGCGAACCAGCCUGUCGCUCGGCUCGGGUUUUUGGCACGCCACCGGUCGCCACUCCAGCCGCCGGCUGCUGCGUGCCAUCCCCCGCCACGUUGCUCAGAUCCUGCAGGCAGAUGUUCUGUGGCAGAUGGGACACACUGGUUCUGGUGUGAAGGUAGCAGUUUUUGAUACAGGUCUGAGUGAGAAGCACCCACAUUUUAAGAACGUGAAGGAAAGAACAAACUGGACUAAUGAAAAGACUCUGGAUGAUGGCCUGGGCCACGGUACGUUUGUAGCAGGAGUUAUUGCCAGUAUGAGGGAGUGUCAGGGCUUUGCCCCCGACUCUGAGCUCCACAUCUUUAGAGUGUUCACCAACAACCAGGUUUCCUACACCUCAUGGUUUCUAGAUGCUUUUAACUACGCCAUCCUGAAGAAAAUUGAUGUUUUGAACCUCAGUAUUGGUGGACCUGACUUCAUGGACCAUCCUUUCGUUGAUAAAGUGUGGGAGCUGACUGCCAACAAAGUGAUCAUGGUCUCUGCUAUCGGAAACGAUGGACCUCUGUAUGGCACCCUGAACAAUCCAGCCGACCAGAUGGAUGUGAUUGGAGUUGGGGGGAUCGACUUUGAGGACAACAUAGCACGGUUUUCCUCCAGAGGCAUGACAACUUGGGAGUUGCCGGGGGGUUACGGCAGAGUAAAGCCUGAUAUCGUAACCUACGGUUCAGGAGUUCGAGGCUCAGGUUUAAAGGAAGGAUGUCGCUCGUUGUCUGGGACCAGCGUGGCCUCACCUGUUGUCGCAGGUGCUGUCACACUUUUGGCCAGCACCGUCCUCAACCGAGAGCUGGUGAACCCCGCCUCCAUGAAGCAGGCUCUGAUCGCCUCCGCCCGCAGGCUUCCUGGGGUCAACAUGUUUGAACAGGGCCACGGGAAGCUGGACUUGAUCCGAGCCUACCAAAUUCUUAACAGCUACAAACCCCAGGCCAGUCUGUCUCCCAGCUACAUCGACCUGACUGAGUGUCCAUACAUGUGGCCUUACUGCUCUCAGCCAAUCUACUACGGAGGAAUGCCCACCAUCGUUAAUGUGACCAUCCUCAACGGCAUGGGAGUCACUGGCAGGAUUGUCGAUAAGCCCAUCUGGCAGCCAUACCUGCCUCAGAAUGGUGACAACAUCGACGUGGCCAUCUCAUACUCACCUGUGCUGUGGCCAUGGGCCGGUUACCUGGCCGUGUCCAUCUCUGUGGCCAAGAAAGCCGCGUCGUGGGAGGGUAUCGCUCAGGGUCAUGUGAUGGUCACGGUUGCAUCACCUGCAGAGAAUGACUCAGAAGUUGGAGGGGAGCUUACAUCCACUGUCAAACUUCCCAUCAAGGUAAGGAUAGUGGCCACUCCACCUCGCAGUAAGAGGGUUCUGUGGGACCAGUACCACAAUCUGCGCUACCCACCUGGCUACUUUCCUCGAGACAACCUCCGAAUGAAGAACGACCCACUGGACUGGAAUGGGGACCACAUCCACACCAACUUCAGGGAUAUGUACCAGCACCUGAGGAGUAUGGGCUACUUUGUUGAAGUUCUAGGAGCACCUCUCACAUGUUUCGACGCCAGCCAGUAUGGCACGCUGUUAAUGGUGGACAGUGAGGAGGAGUAUUUCCCUGAAGAGAUCACCAAGUUGAGGAGAGACAUUGACAACGGCCUGUCGCUCAUCAUCUUCAGUGACUGGUACAACACCUCGGUGAUGAGGAAGGUCAAGUUCUACGAUGAAAACACCAGGCAGUGGUGGAUGCCAGACACAGGGGGCGCUAAUGUGCCUGCUUUGAACGACUUGAUCUCAGUGUGGGGGAUGGCUUUCAGCGACGGGCUGUAUGAAGGGGACUUCACCCUGGCUGAUCAUGAUAUGUACUACGCCUCAGGCUGUAGCAUUGCCCGUUUCCCAGAAGAUGGAAUUGUAAUUGCCAAGAACCUAAAAGAUCAAGGUCUGGAAGUGUUAAAGCAGGAGACUGCUGUGGUGGAGGGAGUUCCCAUCCUGGGACUGUACCAAACCCAUUCAGAGGGGGGAGGUCGGAUUGCUCUGUAUGGAGACUCAAACUGUAUCGACGACAGUCACAGACAAAAAGACUGUUUCUGGCUACUGGAUGCUCUGCUGCAGUAUACUUCUUACAGUAUGACCCCUCCCAGCCUCAGCCACUCCCACAGCAGAGUGGCGCCUCCUGCAGGUGCAGAGCAGCCACUGCCACAGAGACUGGAAGGGAACCACCUGUACCGCUACUCCAAGGUUCUGGAAGCUCACCUGGGAGACCCCAAGCCACGCCCCCUACCAGCGUGCCCCCACCUGUCCUGGGCAAAGCCACAGCCACUCAAUGAGACAGCCCCCAGUAACCUGUGGAAGCACCAGAAACUUCUUUCUGUGGAUCUGGACAAAGUGGCUCUCCCUAACAUGAAGUCGUACCGUCCCCAGGUCCGACCUCUGUCCCCUGGGGAGAGUGGGGCCUGGGACAUCCCUGGAGGUGACAGAGCUCCACAAGUUUUUAUUUUGAGCUUUCUGACUUGAAAGUCUUGUUAAGGGAAGCUCUGGGAAUGGAGGAAGAAAAGACAGCCUUAACAGUGUUCAUUUUAAGGUUUGGAGAUACUUUCAGGUUUAGAGCUCAGUCUUUACCCUGACAAAUGUUUUAAUUAUAAUAUACGGCUGUAACCCUUUUUUACGCAUUUAUAUGAAAGUUAUUGUUUACUUAGAUUACAUACAAAGGUUAUGGAAAAGGCUGUUAGUUAAACCAUGACACUUUUCAAUGAAUUUACUUGGCAGUCUCAGCUUAGCAACCCUCCAUUGUUUCUGCUCAUGUGAUAGUUGUAAGAGUACAGCUAUAGACAGCUGAACAAGAAAAAAAAUAUAUUAUAAAGUCUAGUAAGAAGAUGUUGAUACUACCAAUAAUUCUGCCAGAACAACGUCAGUUUUGCCCAAGGAAUGCCAAUGGAUUGAUGAAAAUAAAUCUUUUGGAAGAUAUUUCCCUGUUAUAGAAUCAGAAGUCACAUCUUUCCGUUGAAUUGUUCAGAUUAAAUGGCAAACCUUGGCCAUAAAUAACAGAAUUUGACUGGAAAAGUUGAUGCAAUGAGUUUGAAUUAAGAAAUGUUAUACAGUGUCUCAAAAAAUAGAAUAUCAUAAAUUUUUUUUUAUGUAUUUCAAUAAUUAAAAACCAAAAGUUAAAGCCAUAGAUAAUAUAACUUAAUUACACACAGAUUGACAUAUUUUAAGUAUUUGUGUUAACUUUGAUGACUAUGGCUGAUAGUAAAUCAAAACCUAUUGUGCAGCUUCCCAAAAUAUUGGAACAUUACAGGAGACCAAUUUCUAAGACAGAGGUGUUAUGUUGUGGUCUACACAAUCAUGGGGAAGACUGCUGACUUGACAGUUGUCCAGCAAUCAGUAGUUGGCAACCUCCACAACGAGGGUAAGCCACAAAAUGGCAUUGCUAAAGAAGCUAGCUGUUGACAGCAUUUUAACAGGAAGUUGAGUGGAGUAAAAAAAGUGUGGUAGAAAAGGGGGAAUAAUAAACAGAUAACUGCAGCCGAGCUCAUUCAAGAGAUUUUAGGAGAUAUACAAAGGUGUGGACUGUGGCUGAAGUCAGAGCUUUAAAAACCUCCACACAAAGAUUUAUCGAGGACAAGGGUUACAACUGUUGCAAUUCCUUGUGUCAAUCCAUUCCCCAACCAGUAACGUCAUCAGGAGUGAUUUACCUAAACUAAGGAGAAAAAGGAUUGGACUGUUGCUCAGUGGUUCAAAGUCUUCUGUCCAGAUCAAAGUAAGGUAUGCCUUUUAUUUGGAAAUCAAGAACCCAGAGUCCAGAGGAGGAGUGAUGAGACACAGAGUGCAAAUUUAUUGAGCUCUACUGUACAGUUUCCAUGGUUGGUGAUGAUUUUUGGAGUGAAAUCAUCUGCUGAUGUUGCCUCACUGUGUUUUAUCUAGUUUAAAGUAAGCGCAGCCAUCCACCAGGAAAUUUAGAGCACUUCAUGCUUCCCGCUGCUGACAACAUUUAUAUAUAUGCUGACUUCAUUUUCAAGCACCUGAAAAUAUAACUUUGGUAUCCUAAUUUGAGAUGUAACUGUAAUUGACACCAUUUGAGACAUUUGCCCUCUCUCUCCUUUAGGGAUAAUGCCUGGUCGCUACAACCAAGAAGUGGGCCAGACCAUCCCUGUGUUCGCCUUCCUGGGAGCGAUGGUUGUCCUGUCCUUUUUCGUGGUCCAACUCACUAAAGCGAAGAGCAAGCCCAAGCGCAGGAAACCCCGGAUCAAACGGCCCACAUACCUCCAGCAGCAGACGACAGCUGGGAAAAACCCCACUGUGUGACUGUAUGUUUAUACUGCUGCCGGACAGAUGGGCCCAGCUCCAGAAGUGAGACGUUAACGGGAUAAGUCAGUGCUGUUGAGCUGUUUGGGCAAACUGUUGGACUGAUUUUUAAAGCUACCUGGACAUUGAUGCCUGACGUCUCCUGGAAAAGCUUUUUUGUGCCUCUUGUUUAAGGCUGUCGUUGGUGUUUGUGUGUAUUUGUGGACCAAUGAACAGUAUUAGACAAAUCCCAAGUUUGGGACCCAAAAGUCCAGUUACAGUCCAUUGUGUCAACAUUUUCCCUUCCUCUUCUUUGACCAAAUGGGUUCUUUAUAAGUAAAAUAUAUUUCUUUUUUAUUUAUUGAAUUUGUUCUCACCCUAAAUCAGAUGUGAGAAACUUGUCAGUAAGACUUUAAACAGUUGGCACACAAACAGGAUACGGAUGAUGAUAUUGUGUGUCUCAGGUUUUGUAAGUCCUGCCCAUAUCUGUUGAACUUGGCUGUUGUUUUUAUAUUUUAUACAGUCAAUGCAUCUGGUCAGGCUUUCUGUUGAAAUCCUCACUUUUGGUCUCCAGUAGCUUUGACAGACUUGUUCAGAUAUGUCAUCAAUAAAAAAAGCAUUAUCAAAAGA